UCGUGUACACACAAACGUCCCAUCCGAAGCACACACCAGCGGACCGGUUUGUCAUCUGCACUUAUCUAGUACUGCACUCAUUCGGUCCAAUAAAAAAACCAACAGAGGAACACACAAUAUUAUACAUACAUUAUAUAACACCAUGGCAUUCGCACUUUUCGCCGUAUCGGCUUGCCUGUUGGUAGCCGCCAACGCCGCGCCGAUCUCCGUGCCGUCUUACCCAUCAGCGCCCGCUUACCCGUCGGCCGCGCCCUCGUACUCGCCGUCGUACAAGCCAGCCUACAAGCCGGCGCCAUCUUACGCCCCGGCACCGUCUUACGCCCCGGCUCCGGCCUACUCGACGCCGUCGUACUCGGCUCCGGCCUACUCGGCUCCGUCGUACUCGGCUCCGUCGUACUCGGCUCCGUCGUACUCGGCUCCGGCCUACUCGGCUCCGUCGUACUCGGCACCGUCUUACUCAGCACCGGCGUACAAGUCGUACGAACCCGAGUACCCGGCCAAGCCGUACAGCUUCGAGUACGCCGUCAACGACUACCACACCGGCGACGUCAAGAGCCAGGCUGAGUACAGCGACGGCAAGAACGUCAAGGGCUACUACAGCCUGAUCGAGCCGGACGGCACCAAGAGGAUCGUCGAGUACACCGCCGACGAGUACGGUUUCAACGCCGUCGUCAAGAAGGAAGGCACGCCCACGUACGCGCCCGCCCCGGCUUACAGCAAACCCGCGCCGGCCUACAAGCCAGCUCCUUCUUACGCCCCGGCACCGGCUUACCCGUCGGCCCCGGCUUACUAGAAAAGGCCACGAGGUUCUCCCCAAGCGCCUUUCGGGCCGCGUGUAAAAACAAAACCAAACACUAAUUAGUUAUAUUGUAUUAUUAUUACCAUAAUAUUGUUCUUGUCAUUUUCUGUCAUCGUUUGUUUUCUAUAAAUGUAGAUUUUUUUUUUUUUUGCCCAUCUGAGUACUAAAACGGCGUAUCAAUGUUGUUGUUAUGAUAUAAUAUAUAUAUAUACGAUAUUUCAAGCUGUAAAAAGUCUUAUAUAAAUUUUGUUUGUAUAAUUUGUACUAGUUUCGAGGUCAUAAUAUUUACCUUGACUUGUCCAAUUUUUUCUAUGUGUUUGUGACCUAACUAAAUGUGAAAUUUCGGAUGGUCCAAUUUAAAUUUUCUUAAAAAAAAUAAGAAUUUAUUGGCCUCUUUACUGGCGAUCAUGUUUUUUUUUUUGUAAUUAAUUAUAAUUAAUGUUUGACAAUUUUGUCGACAUUACAUUUUGUACAUCGCAUAAGUGAAAAAAGAUAAAUUCGUUUCCAACAUGGCCUAUUGUAAAGUAGCCGAAGAACUCUUAUAUUUUUACAGAAUUAAAAUCGUUUGUCAGGCUUUUUGGUUUGAAACCGGCCGCUUUCAAUGUAGCCUUAACAUAAUAUUCAUAGGACAUCCUGUACAAAAUUUAAUAAUUACUGUAACAUAAUAUUACUACAAUAAUAUAUUGUUAUAGCUUUUUCGUUA
Molecule: messenger RNA, 1502 nt
Organism: Adelges cooleyi (spruce gall adelgid)
Lineage: Eukaryota; Metazoa; Arthropoda; Insecta; Hemiptera; Adelgidae
Product: cuticle protein 7-like
Exons: 2
Coding region: 143-793 (216 amino acids)
Cellular component (GO): extracellular matrix
Source: RefSeq, a predicted model, not a curated record